CCACAGCAGAGCUCAGAGAAACCUGUGGAGUCAACCGAGGAGACGGCAUGGUGAAGUUUGCACCCCUGUCCGUGCCAUGGGAGCGCAGACUGCAGACCUUUGUGGUUCUGCAGUGGAUUUUCUCCUUUGUGGUCCUGGCCCAGAUCUGCAUUGCUGUCUUCAUAGGCCUCCUGUUCACAAGAUUCUGGAUCUUCAGUGUCCUAUAUGCAGUCUGGUGGUACCUGGAUCUAUCCAAGCCGUGGAGGGGGGGCAGGCGCAGUGAGGCCUUAAGGCGCUGCAUCAUAUGGAGGUACAUGAAGGACUAUUUCCCCAUCUUGCUGGUCAAGACUGCCCAUCUGGACCCCUCCCGGAACUACCUCGCUGGCUUCCACCCCCACGGGGUCCUGGCCACUGGAGCUUUUACCAACCUGUGCACAGAGAGCACCGGGUUUUCCUCACUCUUCCCUGGCAUCCGCCCACAUCUGAUGAUGCUGAACUUGUGGUUCUGGACUCCUUUCUUCAGGGAUUAUAUCAUGUCAGGGGGGCUGGUCCCCGUAGACAAGGAGAGCGCCGCUCACAUUCUGAGCAGGGAAGGAGGCGGUAACCUCAUGGCCAUCAUUGUUGGGGGCGUCCAGGAGGCACUGGAUUCCAGGCCUGGAGGCUACAAGCUGGUGCUGCGGAACCGCAAGGGCUUCAUCAGGCUUGCCCUGAUGCACGGGGCAGCUCUGGUACCUAUCUUCUCCUUUGGGGAGAAUGACGUAUUUAAGCAGGUUGAGAACUCCCCUGGCUCCUGGGUGCGCUGGUUCCAGGACCGACUUCAGAAGAUUGUAAGAGUCUCCAUCCCGCUCUUCUAUGGCCGUGGAGUCUUCCAGUACAGCUUUGGUCUUAUGCCCUACCGCCGGCCCAUCACCACCGUGGUGGGGAAGCCCAUCGAAGUGCAGAAGACACCACAUCCCUCCCAGGAGGAGGUGGACAGGCUGCACCAGCGCUACAUGAAGGAGCUGGAAAACCUCUUCGAAGCCCACAAGCUCAAGUACAACGUCCCCAGAGACCAACACUUGGAGAUCUGCUGAACACCUCCCCAGAGAAGGGGCUCCUCCAAAGGGCAGUGCUGGCAUUAGGGAGGAUGGAGGAAGGUGCUGUGAUCCCAGAAGGCUUCCUGGAGGUGUCUGUUGAACACAGCUCCAGAGCCUCCCCUGACUCCUGCAGCUCCACCCCACGCCAGGCCCUGGGUCACAGCUGGCUCCUUGGCAGAGGAGACCGGGCUCUGGCGUAGGUGACUUGCUCUCCUGCGCUGACUCCUCUGUAGUUGGCCCUCUCCUUCAUUCUGCCCACCUGAGAAGUGGGAGAGGAUGAUGUCUGUGUCUCCGUCCUCUGCGGUCCUGUCACUCAAUGGGCAGGACAAGAGCAGCUCCAGUUAGCAGGUUUCUCUGCCUCUGCCUUGAGUGACAGCACAGAAGCAGCCCCAGCUGCUACAAGCUCCCCCAUCCUGCAUUCUGCCUGUCCCAGCUCCUCCCUCCCUGAGAUGAAGAGGAGGGCGAGGCCGCAACCCCCUGACUUAUCCUGGCACCUUCAAGUUUCUGAGUCCUCUGAGCCCCAGAGUGGCAGCCAGAGGGGCCGGAAAGUGGGGAAGGAGACUGUAGCUCUAUCACUGGCUGAAUGACCAUGGCAGUCCUCUUCACCUUCCCUCUGGGUCUCAGUUUCCCCCAGGGACUAAGAUGACCUCUGACCUCAGCUGUGAUGUCACAUUGGCUGAGAGCUCCAUGAGUCAGCCGCUGUUCCUCCUUUGUAACUUCAGCCCUGACCUUGACACAGAAGGGAGCUCCAUAAAUGUCAAUUCAUC
Capra hircus (goat) is the source of this 1822-nucleotide messenger RNA. Its product is annotated as 2-acylglycerol O-acyltransferase 2-like. The transcript has 6 exons. Gene Ontology annotation, molecular function: 2-acylglycerol O-acyltransferase activity; diacylglycerol O-acyltransferase activity. NCBI's taxonomy places the organism in Eukaryota, Metazoa, Chordata, Mammalia, Artiodactyla, Bovidae. Gene Ontology annotation, biological process: triglyceride biosynthetic process; diacylglycerol biosynthetic process. Gene Ontology annotation, cellular component: endoplasmic reticulum membrane. The record is from RefSeq and is a predicted model, not a curated record. The coding region runs from base 48 to 1052 and encodes 334 amino acids.